This is a messenger RNA of Crotalus tigris (Tiger rattlesnake), 3485 nucleotides long. RefSeq names its product zinc finger protein 665-like. Lineage: Eukaryota; Metazoa; Chordata; Lepidosauria; Squamata; Viperidae. The record is from RefSeq and is a predicted model, not a curated record. Gene Ontology annotation, biological process: regulation of DNA-templated transcription. The transcript has 5 exons. Bases 389 to 3157 code for a protein of 922 amino acids.
CCGGCAAGAAGCGCAUCUCGGAGGCCUUCCAGAAGUGGUGGCUGCUCCAUCCCCUAGAAGCUUUCCAGAAACGAUUGGGACCGCCACCCGUCUGAAUGGGUAUAUAGGGUCUUCCGCUUGAGCAAAGGGGUUGGAUUAGAUGACCUCCAAGGUCCCUUCCAGCUCUCUAGCCCGACGGAUUGAUUGAAGCCUUAUUUGUAGGUGUGAGAUUGCUCAGCUUUUGCUUCAGACUCUUCCUCCCUGUCUUAGAAGCCCUUGCAGGUGGUGUAUCUGCUGGUCCACAGCAAAGCUGUUCAACGUCCCAGAGGCUCCUCGCUAGAUGCGGGCCGAGAAGGAGAGGAGCUGAAUUGACGCCCGUGAAGGAAGCUCGGCCUGCCUGGCCCGCAAGAUGGACGUGCCGAAGUCAGGCAGAGAGUGGAGAAGAGCUUCAGGCCUUCCUGAAGCUGAGCCCGAGGAAGGUGGAGAGGCCUGGGCCGCCGGAGCCAAGCGGGAGACCCUCCCCGAGGACCCGCCGGACUCAGAGGCCCAGCGCUUCCGCCCCUUUGGCUACCAGGAGUCGGCGGGGCCCCGGGCAGUCUGCACCCGCCUGCAGCAGCUUUGCUAUCGAUGGCUGAAGCCCGAGAAGAGCAGCAAAGCUCAAGUGGUGGACCUGGUGAUCCUGGAGCAGUUCCUGGCCGUGCUGCCCCCGGAGAUGGCGGGCUGGCUGAGGGAGUGCGGAGCGGAGAGCUGCUCCCAGGCGGUGGCCCUGGCCGAAGGCUUCUUGCUGAGCCAGGCCGAGGAAUGGAAGCAGCAGAGGCAGGAGCCUUUAAUGAAGGCAGUUGUGGUAUCUCCCAAAAGAAAGGAAGGUCUUUCUGGUCCCUCUAUGCAGCAACCGUUGGGAAGGAUCCCCGAGGAGGAUCCAAGUCGGUUCAUGUUGCCACUCACAGGGAGUGGGAGGCUGCUGAUGGAAAUUGCUGAAGCAUCUCCUCUGGGUGGGGGAACAACAGCUCAGGGUUUGAUAUCCUUUGAGGAGGUGGCUGUGUAUUUCACAGAGGAGGAAUGGAGGCUGCUGGAUCCCAGCCAGAGAGCCUUACACGGGGAAGUCAUGCUGGAGAAUGCUAGGAAUGUGGCCGCUCUGGGUUAUAGACAGGAGCAAAUUAAUUAUAAGGAGCCCGGUGUAGCGCUAUUACAAAUGAUCAAGUCUGAAGACGGAAUGCUUGGAAAUCAAGGGACAUCACAAAGCAGUAAGAAAAGUUGCAUAAUGUAUGGAAGGAAGAGCUCUUCUCCUUUUGGAUAUAAUGAAUUCCUUGACUUCUCAACCCAGCGAGCUCAACAACGAGAAGAUAAAGGAAAAUUUAGUGGAUGUGGUGAAAGAGACAACAGGAAGUUUGGUUUCCGUAAAUAUUGUAUAACCCAGACUGAUGAGGAACAAUGUGAAUAUCAAGAGGAUGGGAAGAAGGUCAAUUAUACCUCUUCUGUUAAUUUACAUUACCAAUCGUAUCUCAAAGACACGCCCUAUGCAUUUAUAAAUUGUGAGGAAAGUUUUGAUUUGAGCAGUCAUCCUAUUUCCCAUAACAGUGAAAAACAGUGUGAGUAUGAAGAGAAUUCCAGUAAGAAACAGUUGCUUAUUUCACCCGCAGAAACUCCCCCAAAGGAAAAACCAUAUAAAUGUUUGCAGUGCGGAAAGGCCUUCACACAGAGAUGUAAACUUACCAUACAUGAAAGAAUCCACACAGGGGAAAAGCCGUACGUGUGCCUGGUCUGUGGAAAGACCUUCACUCAGAGAUGUAAAUUAAUCAUACACGAAAGGAUCCAUACAGGGGAGAAACCGUAUAUAUGCCUGGUGUGUGGAAGGAGAUUCAACCAGAGUGGUCACCUUACAAGACAUAAAAGAACCCACACUGGGGAGAAACCAUACACUUGUCUGAAGUGUGGAAGGCAAUUCAGUGAAAGUUCAAGCCUUGUGAUGCACGUAAGAAGCCACACAGGAGAGAAACCAUAUAUAUGUACAGAAUGCGGAAAGAGCUUCCGUCAAAACAGUGUCUUUGUUUGCCACAGAAGGAUCCACACAGGAGAGAAACCGUACAAAUGCUUGGAGUGUGGAAAGAGCUUCAGUCAGAACAGUAGCCUUUUGAAACAUAAAAGAAUCCAUACAGGGGAAAAACCAUAUCAGUGCCUGGACUGUGGAAAGAGUUUCAGUGUGCGCUCGGAUCUUACCUAUCAUAGAAAAAUGCACACGGGAGAGAAAUCAUUUCAGUGUUCGGAAUGCGGGAAGAGCUUCAAUUGCAGCCGUUACUUUAUUCGUCACAAAAAGAUCCACACAGGAGAAAAACCAUACAAAUGCGUGGAGUGUGGAAAGAGUUUCAGUCAGAACAGUCACCUUGUCAAACAUAAAAGGAUUCACACCGGGGAGAAACCGUAUCAGUGCCUGGAGUGUGGUAAGAGUUUUACUGCAGCCUUACACCUUACAUAUCACAGAAGAAUGCACACGGGGGAAAAACCGUAUAAGUGUUUGGAAUGCGGAAAGAGUUUCAACUGCAGCAGUUAUUUUAUUUGCCAUAAAAGGAUACACACGGGGGAGAAACCUUACAAGUGUUUGGAAUGUGGAAAGCGGUUCAAUAGAAGCAGUCAUCUCUCUUAUCAUAAAAGGAUGCAUACAGGAGAGAAACCGUAUAAAUGCACAGAGUGUGGAAAAAGCUUUUCGUAUAACAAUGGUCUUAGAUACCAUCAAAGAAUCCAUACUGGGGAGAAACCAUAUACCUGCUUGAAGUGUGGAAAGACGUUCAGUGCCAGUGCAAAUCUGAUGAUGCAUGUAAGAAUCCACACAGGGGAGAAACCGUAUAAAUGUCUGGAGUGCGGAAAGAGCUUCCGUCAGAACAGUGUCUUUAUUUGCCAUAAAAGGAUCCACACGGGGGAGAAGCCGUACAAAUGCACGGAGUGCGGCAAGAAUUUCCGUCAGAACAGCAACCUUAUCAUACAUAAAAUAAUUCACACGGGAGAGAAACCGUACAACUGCACAGAGUGUGGAAAGAGCUUCAGUCACAAAAGUCACCUCACGAGACAUAAAAAAAUCCACACGGGAGAGAAGCCCUGCAAGUGCACAGAUUGUGGAAAAAGUUUUAGUCGAAAUAGUCACCUUACGAAGCAUAAAAGAAUCCACACAAGAGAGAAAUCGUAACUUGGGAGUUUUCAUCACUCAAGUAUUUUCUUCUCACAAAGGGACAUAACAAGGAAAGAAACAAUAGAAAUUUGUUGACUGUUCAGUUGCAGCAGUAAGUAGCCUUAUCAGACCUAAAGGAAUUCACAUAUGGGAGAACCAUAAAAACACCUGAAGUUCAUUUCUCAUUAAAAGUCGUAUUGUGGGAAGAAUGCCUGGAAUAAAUGAAAAUUGAUUACUGUAUAUGCCGGCGUAUAAGACGACUUCCGGAAGCGCUAAACUCGGCGCCAAAGACGGGGGUCGUCUUAUACGCCGAGUCGUCUUAUACGCCGGAAAUACUGGUAGUUUC